AUGAACUUGAAGCAAUACUGUUGUUUCCUCUCAGACGAAGGGCAAAGCAAAAUUCAAAUUGCUAGGAAGAAGAACAAUAGGGAUUAUCCAUGGGAAAUGUACACCUUGAAGGAGUUGCUUAGAGCCACAAACAACUUUCAUCAAGAUAAUAAGAUUGGAGAGGGUGGAUUUGGCAGUGUAUAUUUUGGUCGAACAAGUAAAGGAGUUCAGAUUGCAGUGAAGCGAUUGAAGACAAUGACUGCCAAAGCAGAAAUGGAGUUUGCAGUGGAAGUGGAAGUAUUAGGAAGAGUGAGGCAUAAGAAUCUGUUGGGGUUGAGGGGAUUCUAUGCAGGAGGAGAUGAAAGGUUGAUUGUGUAUGAUUACAUGCCUAAUCAUAGCUUGCUCACACAUUUGCAUGGUCCACUUGCCAAGGAAUGUCAGUUAGAUUGGGCGAAAAGAAUGAGCAUAGCAAUUGGAGCUGCUGAAGGCUUAUUGUAUUUGCACCAUGAGUCAACUCCUCACAUCAUACAUAGAGAUAUAAAAGCGAGCAAUGUUCUUCUGGAUUCUGAAUUCCAAGCUAAGGUUGCUGAUUUUGGUUUUGCAAAGCUGGUACCAGAUGGUGUGACCCAUAUGACCACAAAGGUUAAAGGCACCCUAGGAUAUCUGGCACCAGAAUAUGCUAUGUGGGGAAAAGUAUCUGAGAGUUGUGAUGUUUACAGCUUUGGAAUUCUACUGUUGGAGAUAAUCAGUGCCAAGAAACCCAUUGAGAAAUUUCCUGGAGGAGUGAAAAGGGAUAUUGUUCAAUGGGCCACACCAUUUGUGAACAAAGGUCUCUUUGGCAAUAUAGCAGAUCCAAAACUGAAGGGAAGAUUUGAUUUGCAGCAGUUGAAAAAUGUGAUCACAAUAGCUCUUAGAUGCACUGAUACUAGCGCAGAUAAGAGGCCUAACAUGAAAGAGGUUGUCAAUUGGCUCAAGAAUGGUGUAGGGAGCAUUUAA
Messenger RNA from Vigna radiata var. radiata (mung bean), 975 nucleotides. RefSeq names its product PTI1-like tyrosine-protein kinase At3g15890. The coding region runs from base 1 to 975 and encodes 324 amino acids. NCBI's taxonomy places the organism in Eukaryota, Viridiplantae, Streptophyta, Magnoliopsida, Fabales, Fabaceae. Gene Ontology annotation, biological process: protein phosphorylation. Gene Ontology annotation, molecular function: protein kinase activity; ATP binding. The transcript has 4 exons. The record is from RefSeq and is a predicted model, not a curated record.